Cryptotermes secundus is the source of this 692-nucleotide messenger RNA. RefSeq names its product PBAN-type neuropeptides. The coding region runs from base 40 to 618 and encodes 192 amino acids. The record is from RefSeq and is a predicted model, not a curated record. Gene Ontology annotation, molecular function: neuropeptide hormone activity. The transcript is spliced from 3 exons. Gene Ontology annotation, biological process: neuropeptide signaling pathway. NCBI's taxonomy places the organism in Eukaryota, Metazoa, Arthropoda, Insecta, Blattodea, Kalotermitidae.
CCAAGGGUGCCUCUGCAGUAGACGAUACAUCCUGCAGCCAUGAGGACCGGCUUCAGUACCGAACAGCACCUUGUCCAGAGCAUCGUCCUUUUGUUACUAGUGACCUUCCUGAUAUCCUGCAACGUUUCAGGGCUCCGAUUGGGCACGGAUCCGAUAGGUGACGCCAUUCUGCUGGGCCUUGACGGGGCGCGGGAUGAUGGGCCGAUGGUGAAGAAGAGUGACCCACAGGUGUACGGAAUGUGGUUCGGACCAAGGCUCGGACGACGCGAGAGGCGUUCAGUCGAUGAGAUACUGGACGACGCUGGUGACGGCAGAGUGGAGGAGGUCCUCCAGCUACUGAAAGAAACUCCAUGGGUACUCGUUCCUCUCAAAGGAAAUAAGCGUCAAACAGGGUCUUUCAUCCCUCGCCUGGGCCGAGAUUCGAAAGAAGAAGAAGAAGAUCCCGACGCCAUGGAGCAGAGGUCCCCGCCGUUCGCCCCAAGACUUGGACGACGCCUUGUACCUUUCCGGCCAAGAAUGGGGCGCGAUCGCCUGCCCUACGAUGUAUACUCUCCCCGCCUGGGACGCAGCGUGCAACCCUCACAGCCGCAAGGGAAGAAAGAAGCGCCACAGCACUAACACCAUCACAGUUCUCUCUUAGAUUUGAUGUAGUUUCAACAUUGUAAUAAAACACUUGUACUGAUUUGCAUGUC